AUGGCGUUUCGCCCGCCAUCGUCGCACGGCCAGGGGCACGGCGGCGAGGUGAGGGGGCUUGGGGGGCGCGCGGAGAAGCCGGGCGGCGAGGGGAAGGUGCUCGGGCGCGCGGAGAAGUCGGGCGGAGAGGGGCGCAGCCAUGGGCGCGCGGAGAAGCCGCCGACGAGCAUGAAGGACGGCAGCUGGAUCUCCGCGGACGCGCGCCAGCAGCAGCACGGCGCACCAUGGAACGCGCAGGCGGGGCGGGCACGACGCCUGAAGCCGCGCGCGUGGCGAGCUGCGUUCGACGCGGAGGGGCGUCUCGUGCGCAUGCCAGCCGUUCUGCGCGCUGUGCUGGACGGGGUGAGAAUGGGGGGAAGCAGGCGGGGGAGGGAGAGCGUGGGGGGAGCGGGCGGGACAGUAGGAAAGGCAAGGGGUGGGGGGGAUCUGUCGGAAGGGCGUCCCCGUCUCGUGCGCAGCAGCAAGCAGCCAGUGCCAAUGCCAACUGCUGUUUCCUUCCUACAUGCUCUCCUCCUUUCUCUGUGCCUGGGGGUGGAUCGGUCGAUACGAGGGGAGGUGUGGGAGUUCCUGCUGGGGUGCUUCUCUCUCGACUCCACCGCUGAAGAGCGCAACUACGUGCGCGCCGCCCGCCGGGAGCGGUAUGAGCAGUUGGUGCAGCAGUGUGCGCGCAUGCAUGGGCGGGUGGGCACGGGGCAGCUGGCCUUCCCCGUGGGUUCGCGCAUCAUGGACUUCUCCGAUAAGAGCGCCGGGAGUGGCAGCAACCCAACGUUUCGCAUGGAACAGCUGAUGGAGGAGGGCGGGCCGCGGCUGCACUCGUCGUCCUUCUCCUUCCCCCUCGACCUGCUUGACCUUGAAGACCCGAGGGCACUGCUUGGUGGUGGGGGGGGGGAGGAGGACGAGGAGGAGGAUGAUGAGGAGGAUGAUGAGGAGGGGGAUGGGGAGGAGGAGGGGGAGGAUGGGGAAGGGGGGGAUGGGGAGAAGGAAAGGGAAGGGGGUGUGGGCAUGGGACACGAAAAGAGGAAGGCGAAGGGGAGGAAAGGGGCGGAGGGCGGAGGAUGGGGAGGGGGAGGUGAGGGGGCGGGAGGGAAGGAGAGGAAGGGGGGAAUGGAAGAGAUGAGGGCAAAGUGGGCGCGGGAGAGGCAGAGGCGGUAUGAGAGGGUGGACCACUCACACCCCCCACAUGCCAGGGCCAGCGGUGGCGGUGGCGGGAGAGGAGGGGGAGCAGGGAGGACUGGAGAAGGGUUUGGAGGAGCAGGGGCAGGAGGAGGAGGAGGAGGAGGAGGAGCAGUGGGAAUGCGGGAUGGCAGCAGCAGGUCUCAGCGCACACGCAGCACCGAUGUGGGGCUGCUGACGGGGCGAGCAGUAGGAGCGGUGGGUGCAAACGCGCCUCUCACGCGCGCCCGCAGUGCUCGCACAGACGACCCCCUCCCUGCUCCCCCUGUUGCUGCGCCUUGUGCUGCUACUGUGGAGGGCUCGCAGUCAGGCAGCACAGGCACAGGCAGAACGCCAGGGGAAUGUGACAGCUUAGCCGGUGCUGAUGUCACAGGCGGUGGUGCUGAUGGUGCUGGAAAUGCAGAUGGUGCAGCGGGGGCAGAUGCAGCGGUGUGGCAAGCAGCAGCAGCAGGUGGCGAGGAGGGGGAGGGGAGCUGCCCGGACGAUGGGGUGGGUGGGGAGGGGCAGCGGCGCAAAGGCAAGAAGAAAUGGACCAGACUGCUGCCGGGCAAGGGGAAGGAAGGGAGGGAAGGGAAGGAGGGCAGGGAGGGCAAGGAGGGCAAGGAGGUAAAGGAGGGGAGAGAGGGGAGGGAGGGCAAGGAGGGGAGGGAGGGCAAAGAGGGAAAGGGACGGCUGCUGACAGGGGUUGGAUCCGUUAGUGGCAACGCCCUGCUGGACCCAGACGUCCUCGUUAUAGAGCAAGGAGGCGAGGUGGAGGAAGAGGAGGAGGGUGGGGGGCUAGGUGCAGAGGAGGAGGGUUCUGCCACAGGAGGAGGCGGAGGGGAAGGGGGGAUGGGCGGGGGAGCAGGGGGAGAGGGCAAGGGGCCGUGGCAGAGGGGAGUGAAGAGUGUGAAGAAAGCACAUAAGAAGCUGCGGGGGUACUUGGGUGCAGGGGAGAGCGCAGGGGGGGAGGAGGGGCAUGUGGAAAGUGGGGACGGGGGUGAGGGGGGCGAGCGGGGGGCGAGGGCGGGCGGAGCAGUGCGGGAGGGGGCGGGUGCGGGGGGUGUGGGGGGUGGAGGGGGUGUGGGUGUGGGGAGAGCGGGAGUGGGAAUGGGAGCGGGAGGGGGAGGGCUGGGGGGGCUGGGAGGGGGGAUGGGGGGGAUUCAGAGGGGGUUGAUGGCGGGGGGAAACCGGCUGAAGAAGGUGCUGAGUGCUGACUGGGGGGGUGUGUCUGUAGACGAUCUCCUUGCUUCCAUCCGCAACCCCACCCACUCCUCUGCCACCCCCGCCAGCAAUCCCACCACUACCACUGCUAACACUGCAAGCACUGCCACUGCCACUACCAACGCUGCGAGCACUGGCAGUAGUGGCAGCGGCGGCGGCAGUGGCAGCAUUGCAAACGCAUCUGGGAUUCCAAAGGGGAAUAGAAUGGGGAGUGUUGGGGAUGGUAGCAGUGCGAGCAGUGGAGGUGGUGGCGGUGGUGGUGGUGGUGGGUGGGGAGAGCGGCGGCGGGGAAAGGACGGGGGGACAAGUGAAUUGGGGAGUGUUUCGGAGAGAGUAGAAGGGGAGGGGGAGGAAGGAGAGAGGGAAGAAAGGGAAAGAGAGGAGGGGCAGAGGGAGGAGGGGGAGUGGCAAGUGGUGGGGGCAGCAGAGUGGGAUGGGCGCGGGGCAGGUGCAGGGGAGAGUGGGGUGCAUGAGGGCAGGAAGCAGCGAGUUGGGGGGUCGGAACGGAGAGAGGCUGGGUGGGAGGUAGAGGAGGAAAACGAGAAAGAGGAGGGAGAGGAUGGCUGGGGGCUUGGAUUCGUGGGGGGAGGGGGAAGCUUCCGUGAAGGUGCAGCAGGAGGAGGGGCAGCAGCAGCGGCAGAGGGUGGUGAAGCAGAGAGGAGAGGAAAGCUAGGGGCUGGGACGAGGAGAGAGGAGGAGGGACGUGGGGGCGCUGUGCGGGUGGCAGAGGAAGAAGAGGAGGAGGAGGUGGAGGAGGGGGAAGAGGAAGGGCCCUGUGCUGCAGGCAGAACACUGAGUGCUGAGGUUGAAGGGGGGCGGAGGAGAGGAGUAGCAGCAGGAGGACGAGGGGAGAGAGGGGGAGGAGGAGGAGGAGGGGUGGAGAAAACUGGGCUGUUUGUGGGCAGCGCGAGGAGCGAGUGGAGCGAGAGGAGCGAAAAGAGCGAGGGGAGCGAUGGGGCAGGCGGGGGGGAGAAGCGGGGGGGCAGCAUCCUGCAGGCGUAUGUGAGGCAGCGGUCGUUCAACGGCCGCAACCCCACGGCGGAGCAGGUGUGGUCGUGGAUCCUGGGCCACGAUGAUGAUGCCGACGCUGGUGGGGAUGGUGGGGAUGGAGGAGAUGGAGAUGGGGGAGGUGAUGGGGACGGGGGGUGCGGUGACGGUGGUGCUGGUGGGGGUAAUGGCGAUGGGGGAGGCGAUGGGGGCGCGGGGGAGGGUGGUGCGGGGGAGGGGGCGGGAAGGAAGGAGGGGGAAGGCGGGGAGGGGAAGGAGGGGGAGGAGGAAGAGGAGGGGGGCGAUGCGCGGCUGACGGUUGAUCCAGUGGUGGCAGAGCAACUGGGGGUGACUCCUGAGAGGGUGGCGGAGUGGCUGUGGACGCUGCAUAAGAUAUCGGUGGACGUGGAGCGCACAGAUAGGCACAUGGCGUUCUACGCGGAUCGCAGCAACCUGGCGGCCAUGAGCGACAUUCUGGCCGUGCAUGCUUGGAUCGACCCUGCUACUGGCUUCUGCCAAGGCAUGUGCGACCUGCUAUCGCCCUUCAUCAUCCUCUUCCCGCACCCCGCCGACGCCUUCUGGUGCUUCGAAAGCCUCUUCUCCAGAAUCCGCCACAACUUUCUCACAGAAGGCCCGGUGGGCAUACUGCGGCAGCUAGCUGUCCUACGAGACGUGGUGGCGCUGGUGGACCCUGAGCUGGCCUCGCACCUGGAGGAGCUGGGCGCCGACAACUUCAUGUUCGCCUUUCGCAUGCUGCUCGUGCUCUUUAGGAGAGAACUUCCCUUGUUGGAUGUCAUCGUUAUGUGGGAGGUGGGUGCAAGGGAAGGUGGAGGGGGGUUGGAUAGAAGGAGAGAACUUCCCUUGUUGGAUGUCAUCGUUAUGUGGGAGGUGGGUGCAAGGGAAGGUGGAGGGGGGUUGGAUAGAAGGAGAGAACUUCCCUUGUUGGAUGUCAUCGUUAUGUGGGAGGUGGGUGCAAGGGAAGGUGGAGGGGGGUUGGAUAGAAGGAGAGAACUUCCCUUGUUGGAUGUCAUCGUUAUGUGGGAGGUGGGUGCAAGGGAAGGUGGAGGGGGGUUGGAUAGAAGGAGAGAACUUCCCUUGUUGGAUGUCAUCGUUAUGUGGGAGGUGGGUGCAAGGGAAGGUGGAGGGGGGUUGGAUAGAAGGAGAGAACUUCCCUUGUUGGAUGUCAUCGUUAUGUGGGAGGUGGGUGCAAGGGAAGGUGGAGGGGGGUUGGAUAGAAGGAGAGAACUUCCCUUGUUGGAUGUCAUCGUUAUGUGGGAGGUGGGUGCAAGGGAAGGUGGAGGGGGGUUGGAUAGAAGGAGAGAACUUCCCUUGUUGGAUGUCAUCGUUAUGUGGGAGGUGGGUGCAAGGGAAGGUGGAGGGGGGUUGGAUAGAAGGAGAGAACUUCCCUUGUUGGAUGUCAUCGUUAUGUGGGAGGUGGGUGCAAGGGAAGGUGGAGGGGGGUUGGAUAGAAGGAGAGAACUUCCCUUGUUGGAUGUCAUCGUUAUGUGGGAGGUGGGUGCAAGGGAAGGUGGAGGGGGGUUGGAUAGAAGGAGAGAACUUCCCUUGUUGGAUGUCAUCGUUAUGUGGGAGGUGGGUGCAAGGGAAGGUGGAGGGGGGUUGGAUAGAAGGAGAGAACUUCCCUUGUUGGAUGUCAUCGUUAUGUGGGAGGUGGGUGCAAGGGAAGGUGGAGGGGGGUUGGAUAGAAGGAGAGAACUUCCCUUGUUGGAUGUCAUCGUUAUGUGGGAGGUGGGUGCAAGGGAAGGUGGAGGGGGGUUGGAUAGAAGGAGAGAACUUCCCUUGUUGGAUGUCAUCGUUAUGUGGGAGGUGGGUGCAAGGGAAGGUGGAGGGGGGUUGGAUAGAAGGAGAGAACUUCCCUUGUUGGAUGUCAUCGUUAUGUGGGAGGUGGGUGCAAGGGAAGGUGGAGGGGGGUUGGAUAGAAGGAGAGAACUUCCCUUGUUGGAUGUCAUCGUUAUGUGGGAGGUGGGUGCAAGGGAAGGUGGAGGGGGGUUGGAUAGAAGGAGAGAACUUCCCUUGUUGGAUGUCAUCGUUAUGUGGGAGGUGGGUGCAAGGGAAGGUGGAGGGGGGUUGGAUAGAAGGAGAGAACUUCCCUUGUUGGAUGUCAUCGUUAUGUGGGAGGUGGGUGCAAGGGAAGGUGGAGGGGGGUUGGAUAGAAGGAGAGAACUUCCCUUGUUGGAUGUCAUCGUUAUGUGGGAGGUGGGUGCAAGGGAAGGUGGAGGGGGGUUGGAUAGAAGGAGAGAACUUCCCUUGUUGGAUGUCAUCGUUAUGUGGGAGGUGGGUGCAAGGGAAGGUGGAGGGGGGUUGGAUAGAAGGAGAGAACUUCCCUUGUUGGAUGUCAUCGUUAUGUGGGAGGUGGGUGCAAGGGAAGGUGGAGGGGGGUUGGAUAGAAGGAGAGAACUUCCCUUGUUGGAUGUCAUCGUUAUGUGGGAGGUGGGUGCAAGGGAAGGUGGAGGGGGGUUGGAUAGAAGGAGAGAACUUCCCUUGUUGGAUGUCAUCGUUAUGUGGGAGGUGGGUGCAAGGGAAGGUGGAGGGGGGUUGGAUAGAAGGAGAGAACUUCCCUUGUUGGAUGUCAUCGUUAUGUGGGAGGUGGGUGCAAGGGAAGGUGGAGGGGGGUUGGAUAGAAGGUGGGUUACAGGGGAGAUGAUGUGGGCAGCGGACUACGAUCCGCGCAUGGCAGCAGUGCUGCUGCACCAUCCCCCGAAGGCCUCUGCCUGGCAGCCGAAUCAGUUGUUGAGGGGCCUCAGAAAGACUCCUCAACCCCAGUUGCCCCCUGUCCGCUGUCCCCUGUCCCCUGUCUGUCACCCAUGUUCCCCACCCCCCCAGAUGAUGUGGGCGGCAGACUACGAUCCGCGCAUGGCAGCAGUGCUGCUGCACCACCCCCCCGAAGGCCUCUCCCUGGCAGCGGAACCCCUCGCCUGGUCCGCCGGCCUGCCCCCUCUCCAACCCCCCUCCACCGCCCCCAACUCCUCCCCCACACACCCUGCACACUCCGCACAUUCCUCCCUCCCCCCGACCCAUCCCGACCCCUCCCCCUUCCCCGCCAUGCCCCCCAUCCCCCCGUCCCUCCCCCCGGUGCUUGCCCUGGGGCUGGGGAAGAGGUCUGGGCGCAAGGGGGGGAGCAUGGGGGGGGGCAUGGGGGGAGUGGGGGGAGCGGAGGGGGCAGGGGGAAGGGGGAUGUCGCGGUGGGGGGAGGCGAGGGUGGGGGAUGAGGACCUAGCAGUGUUCUGUGUGGCGGCCAUUUUGAGAGCCAACAGGAAGAGGCUGUUGCAGGUGGAGGGCUCAGACGAAGCCAUCAAGGUGCGCCCCGCACUCUGCUCUCACAGUCACCUCUCUGCUCUCACAGUCACCUCUCUGCUCUCACAGUCACCUCUCUGCUCGCCCUCAUGCACGUCCCUCUCUGCUCGCCCUCAUGCACGUCCCUCUCUGCUCGCCCUCAUGCACGUCCCUCUCUGCUCGCCCUCAUGCACGUCCCUCUCUGCUCGCCCUCAUGCACGUCCCUCUCUGCUCGCCCUCAUGCACGACCCUCUCUGCUCGCCCUCAUGCACGUCCCUCUCUGCUCGCCCUCAUGCACGUCCCUCUCUGCUCGCCCUCAUGCACGUCCCUCUCUGCUCGCCCUCAUGCACGUCCCUCUCUGCUCGCCCUCAUGCACGUCCCUCUCUGCUCGCCCUCAUGCACGACCCUCUCUGCUCGCCCUCAUGCACGUCCCUCUCUGCUCGCCCUCAUGCACGUCCCUCUCUGCUCGCCCUCAUGCACGUCCCUCUCUGCUCGCCCUCAUGCACGUCCCUCUCUGCUCGCCCUCAUGCACGUCCCUCUCUGCUCGCCCUCAUGCACGUCCCUCUCUGCUCGCCCUCAUGCACGUCCCUCUCUGCUCGCCCUCAUGCACGUCCCUCUCUGCUCGCCCUCAUGCACGACCCUCUCUGCUCGCCCUCAUGCACGUCCCUCUCUGCUCGCCCUCAUGCACGUCCCUCUCUGCUCGCCCUCAUGCACGUCCCUCUCUGCUCGCCCUCAUGCACGUCCCUCUCUGCUCGCCCUCAUGCACGUCCCUCUCUGCUCGCCCUCAUGCACGACCCUCUCUGCUCGCCCUCAUGCACGUCCCUCUCUGCUCGCCCUCAUGCACGUCCCUCUCUGCUCGCCCUCAUGCACGUCCCUCUCUGCUCGCCCUCAUGCACGUCCCUCUCUGCUCGCCCUCAUGCACGUCCCUCUCUGCUCGCCCUCAUGCACGUCCCUCUCUGCUCGCCCUCAUGCACGUCCCUCUCUGCUCGCCCUCAUGCACGUCCCUCUCUGCUCGCCCUCAUGCACGUCCCUCUCUGCUCGCCCUCAUGCACGUCCCUCUCUGCUCGCCCUCAUGCACGUCCCUCUCUGCUCGCCCUCAUGCACGUCCCUCUCUGCUCGCCCUCAUGCACGACCCUCUCUGCUCGCCCUCAUGCACGUCCCUCUCUGCUCGCCCUCAUGCACGUCCCUCUCUGCUCGCCCUCAUGCACGUCCCUCUCUGCUCGCCCUCAUGCACGUCCCUCUCUGCUCGCCCUCAUGCACGUCCCUCUCUGCUCGCCCUCAUGCACGACCCUCUCUGCUCGCCCUCAUGCACGUCCCUCUCUGCUCGCCCUCAUGCACGUCCCUCUCUGCUCGCCCUCAUGCACGUCCCUCUCUGCUCGCCCUCAUGCACGUCCCUCUCUGCUCGCCCUCAUGCACGUCCCUCUCUGCUCGCCCUCAUGCACGUCCCUCUCUGCUCGCCCUCAUGCACGUCCCUCUCUGCUCGCCCUCAUGCACGUCCCUCUCUGCUCGCCCUCAUGCACGUCCCUCUCUGCUCGCCCUCAUGCACGUCCCUCUCUGCUCGCCCUCAUGCACGUCCCUCUCUGCUCGCCCUCAUGCACGUCCCUCUCUGCUCGCCCUCAUGCACGUCCCUCUCUGCUCGCCCUCAUGCACGUCCCUCUCUGCUCGCCCUCAUGCACGUCCCUCUCUGCUCGCCCUCAUGCACAUGUUCACGAUGUGGAGCUGGUGCUGGAUUUGGCGUCGUGCCACACUGCACUCUCCGCGUAUCAAUGCUUCUGGGCGUUUUCCUCCUCUCUACUCCCCCCUGCUCCACCCUCGUCUUCUCCCCAUCCCCCCACAACCCCCACUCCCCUUCCCUCCAUAAAUGUUCACGAUGUGGAGCUGGUGUUGGAUGUGGCAUCGUAUGUUCAACGAUGUGGAGCUGGUGUUGGAUGUGGCAUCGUGUGUGCACCCACACUCCACUCUCCCCUCACCACUCCAUUUGGGUGUUUCCCUCUCUCCUACCCCACCUUUCCCCACAUCAUACCCCCUCUCUGCCAGAUGUUCAACGAUGUGGAGCUGGUGUUGGAUGUGGCAUCGUGUGUGCACCCACACUCCACUCUCCCCUCACCACUUCAUUUGGGUGUUUCCCUCUCUCCUACCCCACCUUUCCCCACAUCAUACCCCUCUCUGCCAGAUGUUCAACGAUGUGGAGCUGGUGUUGGAUGUGGCAUCGUGUGUGCACCCACACUCCACUCUCCCCUCACCACUCCAUUUGGGUGUUUCCCUCUCUCCUACCCCACCUUUCCCCACAUCAUACCCCCUCUCUGCCAGAUGUUCAACGAUGUGGAGCUGGUGUUGGAUGUGGCAUCGUGUGUGCACCCACACUCCACUCUCCCCUCACCACUCCAUUUGGGUGUUUCCCUCUCUCCUACCCCACCUUUCCCCACAUCAUACCCCCUCUCUGCCAGAUGUUCAACGAUGUGGAGCUGGUGUUGGAUGUGGCAUCGUGUGUGCACCCACACUCCACUCUCCCCUCACCACUCCAUUUGGGUGUUUCCCUCUCUCCUACCCCACCUUUCCCCACAUCAUACCCCCUCUCUGCCAGAUGUUCAACGAUGUGGAGCUGGUGUUGGAUGUGGCAUCGUGUGUGCACCCACACUCCACUCUCCCCUCACCACUCCAUUUGGGUGUUUCCCUCUCUCCUACCCCACCUUUCCCCACAUCAUACCCCCUCUCUGCCAGAUGUUCAACGAUGUGGAGUUGGUGUUGGAUGUGGCAUCGUGUGUGCACCUCGCCAUCAAGAUCCGAGCCAAGUACCGCAAGAAGUCUAAUCGAGCCACUCGUGUGUUGCGGUAG
Molecule: messenger RNA, 9489 nt
Organism: Closterium sp. Naga37s-1
Lineage: Eukaryota; Viridiplantae; Streptophyta; Zygnematophyceae; Desmidiales; Closteriaceae
Source: the annotation of a GenBank genome assembly